GCGGCGCUGACGUUCGCUUGUCUAUGGUAUUUUACCCGCAUAUAUUCUGCACAUGCUAUCAGCUGUCACUCACGUUUAAAAUGUCAGCGACGACAAAAUGAGGUUACAUCUUAUUCUCGCGGUCGUCUGCCUCUUAUGGGACCGGGAUGAACGUUUGGCGCUCGCGAACAAAAGUGCCGAGCCGCAGCCGGAAUACAGGGCCGAUGGUCCGCUGGUGAUGUGUAAAUUCUUACCUAAGGAAUUCGUGGAAUGCGAGGACCCGGUUGAUCACAAAGGAAACAAGACCGCGAAGGAGGAGACAGGCUUCGGUUGCGUCAAGUUUGGAGGAUCUCGCUAUGAAGAUGUAGAGAAGACCAAGGUGUCCUGUACAGUGUUGCCAGACAUUGAGUGUUUUGGACCAAGGACAUUCUUUCGCGAGGGAAUACCGUGUAUAAAGUAUAGUGACCAUUACUUCGCGACGACUCUCCUGUACAGCAUUCUAUUGGGAUUCCUUGGGAUGGAUCGCUUCUGCCUUGGACAGACUGGGACAGCAGUGGGCAAACUGUUGACACUGGGUGGUAUGGGUGUGUGGUGGAUCGUCGAUGUUAUUUUGCUUGUAACGAACUCGUUGCAGCCAGAGGACGGCAGUAAUUGGAACCCAUAUGUAUAACACUUUGAGAAAUCAGGGAUCACUUUGUACAUAAUUCAUAAUUUUUGGGAUGAUGCAUGUGGCUUCUUGCAAAAGCAGUCAAUGUCCCAUGUUUAGUCUUCUCCCUGACUGUUAUCCCUCUGUUUUGUGAGGUUGAUUAAAAAAUUUAAUCAAGUGAAAUAAAGAAAAGAGUGUAAGAUAAAUGAUAAUUUACUUAAUUCCCAUUUAGGGAAUUUUUAUAUUUAAAUUAUUAUAAUUUAUAAAUAAACCAUUUUGAUGUGCUGAAGA
This is a messenger RNA of Monomorium pharaonis (pharaoh ant), 916 nucleotides long. It is a transcript of the gene amrt, whose product is annotated as TM2 domain-containing protein CG11103. The coding region runs from base 98 to 649 and encodes 183 amino acids. NCBI's taxonomy places the organism in Eukaryota, Metazoa, Arthropoda, Insecta, Hymenoptera, Formicidae. The transcript is spliced from 3 exons. The record is from RefSeq and is a predicted model, not a curated record.